Molecule: messenger RNA, 1857 nt
Organism: Dichotomopilus funicola
Lineage: Eukaryota; Fungi; Ascomycota; Sordariomycetes; Sordariales; Chaetomiaceae
Exons: 1
Coding region: 1-1857 (618 amino acids)
Source: RefSeq, a predicted model, not a curated record
AUGUCUUCCCACAGCCUUCCCGAGGUGCUAAUGAAAAAAGUCGACGAGUACGUCGACUCGCUCGCCCCGCAAAUCCAACCCCGCAUCGCCCAAGAACUCGAGUUGUUCCAAAAGAAAACAAUCGAUAGCCUGGAAGAUCAGGUUGUCGACGCGUUUCGGUCUCUCUUCGAUAAGGAUGACCGAAAAACCUCCUCGGGCUCCGGCUCCGGCUCGCGCAGCCUUAACGACCGCGUCCCGGAUUCCUACGGCGGCCAGUCUUUGCCGUUUGCCGACGAGAUUGCAGGCCUCACGCGCGGGCUGAGCAACAUUGCGGGCGACGCGGGCGAUGACCUGCGGGAUAUCUUUAACUUGACCGAGGGCCGGGAUGGCACGGGCGAGACGACUCGAUCCCGAGGCGGGGGUGGGGAACAACGGCCCGCCGACAAUUUCAAGGGGUUCUUCUCGGCUGCCGUACAUGCUGUCCAGGACCAUCUUGAUGAUAGGAAGGGGUCCGGUGGAGGCGGAGACGGGGGCUUUCAGCUGGACGGGUUGCUGGGCGUGAUUAGCAACACAGUGAAGGAAGCGGCGCAGAACCCGGAAGAGAAGGCCCGAGUGAUCAGCCCAGAGAUCAAGGAGAAGGUUGGUGAGAAGCUUCGGCAGCAGCAUGCGCCUAUUGCGGAGCAGUUCACGCGGAUCGCCCUGGAUCAUAUCAAGCGCUGGUUGCGAGGAAACACGAGCAGUCGUGAUCUAGGUGAUGGUGUAAAGGGGGAGAUUGAGGGCCAGGUGAAAGAUCUAGUUAAAGGACUCGGCGGUCUGUUUAGGCACAAGAAGGAGCACAGCCAGGGAGGGUCGAGGGAGAUUGGAGAUCAUGACGAACACGAGGAGCGAGACCGGGACCGGGGUGAUGGGGAGGGCUCCGGCGGCGGGUUCUCCAAAAUCAUCAGCGAGAAGCUCAGCACAGGUCUUGCGAGAGUCCACCGGGAAGUUCGGCUUGAAUUCCGAAAGAUCCUUGGUGCCAUUGAGAAGCAGCUCUUUGAGCUACUCCCAGACCAAUUCCAGCGACCGCUCGAGAAGAUUCUCGGCGGUAAUCCCUUUGACUCCCAGCUGGACCGUGAUGCCAAGUCGGGCGGACAGGCUGAUCGUGGGUUCGGCGACGACAUCAAAGCCAAGCUGCUGGACAAGAUUCGCGGGCUCAUCCGCAAGGUGCAGGAGACUCUCCGGGAGAGCAUCCUGGGGGUUGUGAACGGCGGGCACCGCAAGUUUGAGAGCGAAAGCUGGGUGUUUGUACAAAACAUGGUGGAGCAAAAGGUGCAAAAAUACCUGCCCAAGGUCAAGAUCACUGUGCCGGAUGACAUUGGCAAUGAGGGUGUGAGUGUAGGAGCGCCGACUUCGAAUGUGCAGCUUGGUGGCGGGCAUCAGCCUGUGCCGGCCCAAGGAGGGCACGCCCCUCCAGCCCAUCACCAAUCUCCUCCCCAAAAUCAGCCAUCACACCAGGAGUACAAGCCCCCAGUCCACCAGCCGGAAUACCAGCAGCAGCACGAAUAUCGCCCGCAUGAAGAGCACCGACCGCAAGACUACCAGGCUCCUCAGCAUUCCCAACAGGGCUAUCGGCCUCAGGGAGAGUAUCGGCCUCCUCAAGAGCAUCGACCUCAGCAGUACCAGCAGGAUCAUCACCAGGAGUACCAACCGCAAGAGUAUCGGCCUCAGGACUACGCAAGCCAGCCGGCAUACCAGACCGGGCCGCCGCAAAACGAGAGCCAUCACCAAGGGUAUCAGUCAGGUCAGCACGGUGACUACCAAGGUGGUCAUCAACAGGGUGGCUAUCAACAAGGUGGCCACCAACAGGACCAUCAGUAUGGGCAGGGUCCACGGUACUGA